AUGUCUACUCCCGAGGAGUCGCCCGCCCAGCGCGCCGCCCGCCUGCGACGUGAACGCCUGCGCGAAGAAGCUUCACCAUCUCCCCAGCUUGCAGUCUCGCCAUCUCCUUCUCCCGUACCACAAAGCCGUCCAGCAUCAGCUCCUCAACCAGAUAUGCCGUCCGCAGAUUCCCUCCAAGCCCAACAAGAAGCCUUCCGUGCCAUGUUGCGACAGGUGGCCCCAGAUCAAGGACAACAGAAUGAUGUCGAGGACCCAACACUGAAGCUACUGGAGAAUCUCUUGGGCGCCAUGCCUGGUAGUCCCAAUGCACCCCCACCCGGCGCUCCAGGUGCCCCAGCGGCCCAGGGUGCUCCGGGCGCUAUGCCUGGCCAGUCGGCGGCAGGAUUCUCCCCUGCUGCCAUCGCAUCUGCACUCGGUGUGCCACCAUUCCUCGCCAACAUGCUAGGUGGAGCAUCUCAACCGCCGACUGAGCAGGAGCAGAAGACUGUAAGGAUAUGGAAGGGCCUACAUGUCGUGUUCGCGCUUGCGGUGGCCAUCUAUCUACUGUUCAUCAUUGGGGCAUCAGUUGCGACCUUCGGUAGCCCACCACCGAAGCCCGCUACUGCCCAAAACCCGUUUUUGAUCUUCGUGACUGGCGAGAUGGUCCUUACUGGAGGACGGGUGCUUUUCGGUGGGAAACAAGCGGGGCUUGGGAUGGUGGUGCAGCUAUUCAGGGACAUUGUUCGAGACGGAAGUCUCGUACUGUUUGCGCUUGGUCUGGGUGCUUGGUAUACCCGCGAGUGGCAGGCUGUUGCUUAG
Penicillium cataractarum is the source of this 798-nucleotide messenger RNA. RefSeq lists its product as uncharacterized. The record is from RefSeq and is a predicted model, not a curated record. The transcript is spliced from 2 exons. Lineage: Eukaryota; Fungi; Ascomycota; Eurotiomycetes; Eurotiales; Aspergillaceae. Bases 1 to 798 code for a protein of 265 amino acids. Gene Ontology annotation, biological process: retrograde vesicle-mediated transport, Golgi to endoplasmic reticulum.